This is a messenger RNA of Chironomus riparius, 1240 nucleotides long. The record is from the annotation of a GenBank genome assembly. NCBI's taxonomy places the organism in Eukaryota, Metazoa, Arthropoda, Insecta, Diptera, Chironomidae.
AUUUGAAUGGCUUUGUCAAUUUAAAAGAUUUUGGAUUAAAUUUAAAUUUUCUGUGUUUAAAGGCUGUAUAUCACUUGAAUUAGUGCUUAAUCAUUGAUUUUAUUACUUCUAAAGUCUGCAUUAUUUGAAAUUGAUCAUAAAAUUGUCAGGAUUAAGAGAAUUUCGUUGUUGAAAAUUUCCAUUGUUCUCUUUUCGAAGAAAAACGCAGUGAAUUGAAGCAUCUUUGGAUUAUAGACUAGAAAGCAAUUGUGGAUACGCUUAAAAGACAAAUAUAGACAUCUGAUUUAUUUCUCAUUUGCUAUCAAAUGGAUACAACUGCUUCACUGCUCUUAAAAAAACAAUUAUCAGAGCUCAAUAAGCAUCCAGUAGAAGGAUUCUCAGCAGGUCUCGUCGAUGAUAAUGACAUUUUUAAAUGGGAAGUGCUGAUUAUUGGACCGCCAGACACUCUCUAUGAAGGCGGAUUCUUCAAAGCUCAUCUUUACUUCCCAAAAGAAUAUCCAUUACGACCUCCCAGAAUGCGCUUUGUAACAGAAAUUUGGCAUCCUAAUAUCGAUCAAAACGGAGAUGUUUGUAUAAGCAUCCUUCACGAGCCAGGUGAUGAUAAGUGGGGAUAUGAAAAAGCUUCUGAACGUUGGCUUCCUGUGCACACAGUCGAGACAAUUAUUAUUUCAGUAAUUUCAAUGUUGGCUGAGCCGAAUGACGAGUCACCAGCUAAUGUAGAUGCAGCUAAACAAUGGCGAGAAUCCUAUCCGGAAUUUAAAAGACGAGUAGCACGUUGCGUUCGUAAAAGUCAGGAAGAAUAGAAUAAUCAAUUUUUUUUCUAAAUACAAGAAGUAACUGAUGAAGAAAAGCGUAAUAAUUAAUAAUUAUAAUCUGAAGAAUAAACACAAUUUUUGCUCUAUCCUCUUCUCGAAAGGAAAUUAAAAAAACAAACAGAAUAUAUACCUUACAUUUAUAUGAAAAGAGGAAAAAGAAAUGUCAAGUAUCAAUUUAAACAAUUAUUUGAAUUUGGCAAUAUGUUGAAUGAAUUAAAAUAAGCUUUGAAAAAAAAAUAUAUAUAAAUUAUCGACGAUCAAGAAAAUCAAUCGAUUCACAAAAAAAAAAACUUGGAAUUACAUCAGGUAAUUGAGAACUUCUGCUUAUUAUCGCCCAUUUUAUUCUUUUGUAAAUGCUCUUUUUAAAGAAGAAUUUAAAAAUAUAAAAUAGCAAGGCACAUCACUAAGAAAAGUCUUUUGAGAAG